AUGGCCGACAUGGAUGUAGAUCCCCCCGCCUCUACCGUUGCAAAGAGCGGCGACAAAGACGACGCUAAGAAGCGAUUCGAAGUGAAGAAGUGGAACGCCGUUGCUCUUUGGGCAUGGGAUAUUGUUGUGGACAAUUGUGCCAUCUGCCGAAACCACAUCAUGGAUCUCUGCAUUGAUUGUCAAGCCAACCAAGUUUCCGCCACCAGCGAGGAGUGCAAUGCCGCGUGGGGUAUCUGCAACCAUGCGUUCCAUUUCCACUGCAUCUCACGGUGGCUCAAGACAAGGAACGUCUGUCCCCUCGACAACAGAGAAUGGGAGUUGCAGAAGUACGGUCGUUAA
Molecule: messenger RNA, 339 nt
Organism: Sparassis crispa
Lineage: Eukaryota; Fungi; Basidiomycota; Agaricomycetes; Polyporales; Sparassidaceae
Product: RING-box protein
Exons: 6
Coding region: 1-339 (112 amino acids)
Biological process (GO): protein ubiquitination; ubiquitin-dependent protein catabolic process
Cellular component (GO): nucleus; cullin-RING ubiquitin ligase complex
Molecular function (GO): cullin family protein binding; zinc ion binding; ubiquitin protein ligase activity
Source: RefSeq, a predicted model, not a curated record